This is a messenger RNA of Procambarus clarkii (red swamp crayfish), 828 nucleotides long. The record is from RefSeq and is a predicted model, not a curated record. Lineage: Eukaryota; Metazoa; Arthropoda; Malacostraca; Decapoda; Cambaridae.
UUACAAGUACAGUUACAAGUACAGUUACAAGGACAGUUACAAGGACAGUUACAAGUACAGUUACAAGAACAGUUACAAGUACAGUUACAAGAACAGUUACAAGUACAGUUACAAGGUCAGUUACAAGUACAGUUACAAGGACAGUUACAAGUACAGUUACAAGUACAGUUACAAGUACAGUUACAAGGACAGUUACAAGGACAGUUACAAGGACAGUUACAAGGACAGUUACAAGGACAGUUACAAGGACAGUUUCAAGAACAGUUACAAGAACAGUUACAAGGACAGUUACAAGGACAGUUACAAGGACAGUUACAAGUACAGUUACAAGGACAGUUACUAGGACAGUUACAAGGACAGUUACAAGGACAGUUACAAGGACAUUUACAAGGACAGUUACAAGGACCGUUACAAGGACAGUUACAAGGACAGACAGUUACAAGGACAGUUACUAGGACAGUUACAAGUACAGUUACUAGUACUGUUACAAGUACAGUUACAAGUACAGUUACAAGUACAGUUACAAGUACAGUUACAAUUACAAGGUCAGUUACAAGUACAGUUACAAGGACAGUUACAAGGACAGUUACAAGUACAGUUACAAUUACAAGGACAGUUACAAGGACAGUUACAAGUACUGUUACAAGGACAGUUACAAGUACUGUUACAAGGACAGUUACAAGGACAGUUACUAGGACAGUUACAAGUACUGUUACAAGGACACAUCAAGAACAAGAACAAGAACAGCAACAAGAACAGUAUCAAGAACAGCAUCAAGAACAAGAACAGCAACAAGAACAACAACAAGAACAGCAACAAGAACAUUAA